Molecule: messenger RNA, 15395 nt
Organism: Nematostella vectensis (starlet sea anemone)
Lineage: Eukaryota; Metazoa; Cnidaria; Anthozoa; Actiniaria; Edwardsiidae
Product: E3 ubiquitin-protein ligase HERC2
Exons: 64
Coding region: 259-14646 (4795 amino acids)
Biological process (GO): protein ubiquitination
Molecular function (GO): ubiquitin-protein transferase activity; zinc ion binding; protein binding
Source: RefSeq, a predicted model, not a curated record
AGUAUAUUGCUUUGUACCACGUGACCUACUAUAUUUUCAGAUCUGACGGCAAAGUGAACCAGCAGAAAAAACGACCGGGAAAUCUGCGUUAUAUUGCAAAUAGGAAGGGACCGAGCUCACAACAUUAGCUGUAGCAGUCCUGUGUAUUAACUGUUCUGUCUUACAAAAUUUGUCCUUCAAAUGUGCUCGUAGAUAUCAUCGUUGGCUCGGAAUGUGUUUUAUAGGACUCUAUACGACCAUCAUAAUCACAGCUGAACUAUGCCGAAUCUAAAUAACCCGGUUUUCUCACUUUGUCCACAAAUACGACUAGAUGAAAAGUGGAUUAAAACAGACAUACAGAAUGCGUUUUCACCUGAUGGGCUGAAAAGACUGUGGAAUGAGCUUGUUAAAGAUGGAGAAAUCCCCAUCAGGCCCUCCAAUAUCAAGUUGAAUAGCGCUGGGGUCCCGGCGCACAAGGGGGAUACUGGUCGCUACUACUGUGGCCGCCAGGUACUAUCCUGCUCUUGUUGUGAUGGAUUCUGUGGCACAAGCAAUGGCUGUAACUGCCCACCAUGUCAGAAACUCGACCAGGAGGAGCGGGAAAUGAAAGAAGAGGAACAGCAGUUACCAGUUGCUGGUCCAAUCAUGGAUUCCUGGACGUGGGGGGAGCAGCCUCCCGCUAGCCAGCUCCAGGAGGCCUUGCAGGCACUGGUGUUUGAACAGCAUGAGCUAGCUAGCCAGGCCGCUGGGACAACACUCUCGGCAAUGAGACUAAGGCAGAGACUGGCCAUACUCGGGCGCUACUUUAUAGCUCUUUCACGGCACCACGAGCAAGAUGAGAGUGGUGCUAGCAAGAAGACUAAGACAGAGGAAGGCAAGCAGAUUGGCCUUUUGAGAAAGAAAAGCUCCAGAAGCACUCUAGGUAAAGACCAGGCCUCCCUCGGCCUUGCCAGGAUAGGGGCACGUGCUGCCCUCUCAUUUGCAUUUGCAUUUCUGCGGCGGGCGUGGCGUUCAGGAGAAGACUCGGACCUCUGCCAGGAGCUGCUGGAAGAAGCGCUUGAAGCUUUACAAGAUCUGCCAGAGGCAACACUGUUUGAGGAGUCAACAGUUUCCCCUGUCUGGUUAGAAGUGGUUGAGAGGGCGACAAAGUUCUUGAGAUCUGUGGUAGCUGGGAAAGGCAGUGAGGACCGUGUGUACUGCAAACCCUUGGAUGCUGUCCCUAUCUGUGAUCAGCACGUCGCCCUUGGUAUCCUGAUGGAACUGGCAGUCCAGCGCGGCACUCUCCAGUCCAUGCUAGAGGCAGUGCUUCUGCUGCUGGAACUUUGGGACAGUGGUCAGGACAAUGAUACUGAUGCUUGCUUUACUAGUGCUCCCCUGGUGGGACUUCUCAAGAGAUUCCAGGAUAUACCAAGUGCACCUCAUAAAACUUUAGAGUUUAGCAAGUUAUCUGAUGAGAGUCUGCCAUCUGGGGCCCCACAAGUGAGCCCAGUAGAGUCAUUCCUGCGCUAUCUUGACCUUCCUGAGGAUGAAUCAGAGUUUGUCGAGCUGCAGUAUGCUGCUGUGGUACUUAUCUCUCAUCUAGACAGGCUUGCUGUGCCGUAUACACCCCCAUCAUCUAAACAAAAGGUUUCCAACAUGGUGCUUAUGCAAGAAGUGUUUGGCUUCGGCUGGUUAAACUGGGGUAACACUGGCCACACGGCAGGUCCUAUCACACUUGCCGACUUAGUGGAGUUGGGUGUGCAACAGAUCAGUUGUGCUGAGAGGUCACUUGUGGUGUUGACUAGGGCGGGGAAAGUUUACAUGCAAGCCUAUUCCCAUGAAGGACAGCCCCCAGCUGAGUUGGAGUGCUUGUCCAGGAAAUGUGAAAUAGUCCAAGUUGUGACCCACACUGAUGGUAAACACUUCCUGGCCCUGACCAGGGAGGGGGAGGUCUACUCUUGGGGAUCUGGUGAUGGUGGCAAGCUUGGCCAUGGUGAUACCAGCCCACGUGAGGAGCCUACCCUUGUCACUGGACUGGCAGGCAAGCAGGUGAUACGGAUCUCAUGUGGAAGCACCCACAGUGCUGCAGUGACGUCUGAAGGAGAGCUGUACACCUGGGGGAGAGGCAACUAUGGGCGACUAGGGCAUGGAAGCAGUGAAGACCAGCUUGUCCCAGUGUUGGUGAGUGGCUUGAGAGGACAUCACAUCAUUGAUGUGGCCUGUGGUAGCGGCGACGCCCACACCCUGGCAGCAGCCGAUGAUGGGACUGUGUGGUCAUGGGGCGAUGGGGACUAUGGCAAACUAGGGCGUGGUGGUAGUGACGGGUGCAAGAAUCCUAAAUCUAUAGAGAGGCUCCAGGGACUGGGCGUUUGCAAGGUGUACUGUGGUGCCCAGUUCUCUCUAGCCUUGACGCGCGAUGGAUCUGUGUGGACUUGGGGUAAGGGCGAGGGCUUCCGUCUGGGUCACGGCACAGAGGACCAUGUCCGGCACCCCAAGCUGGUUGAAGCGCUUGAUGGCAAGCAUGUCGUGGAUGUGUCUGUUGGCUCCAUCCAUUGCUUGGCUUUGACUGACGCAGGUGAAGUGUACUGCUGGGGACGUAAUGAUCAGGGCCAGCUUGGAGACAUCGACUGCCAAAUCAGGCCAGAGCCAACCUUGGUAUCUGGACUGGCCAGCAAGGGAAUUGUGGGUAUUGCGUGUGGACCAGCACAGAGUUUUGCAUGGUCGUGUGCUGGACAGUGGAGUGUCGGUACUCGACUGCAAUUUUGCGUGGAUGUGUGUAAGCGCACGUUUGAACACCUGGACGCACUGCUCCGACGAGUGAGCGAGGACCUCACAGGCUCCCAGGACUGGCCCCCACCCCCUCAGGAGAAAGAGUGUAUCGCAGUUUCUGCCCUUAACUUGCUCCGUCUGCAGCUACAUGCCGCCAUAACAGAGGACGUGGUCGCAGCAGAGUUAGGACUAGGCGUGGGAAGCAAGCUGCUACAGUCCCUCAAGCAGCAGGUCGUCACCCUCGCCAGCAAUAAGGGUGUCCUCAAGACGGUACAGGGUGCUGCACAAGGUGCACUAAGGAGCGGGUGGGUGCUGCUCUUACCCACGCCAGAGGAGAGGGCCAAAGCACUUACAGAGCUUCUCACAGAAACGGGUGACCGGCAAAGCACUCAGCAGACUGGGAGGAAGUUCAUGAUCAACCUGCUGAUAUCCAGCCUGAUGGCCGAGGGAAGUCUGGAACAGGCUCUAGAGAAUGCUAUUGACCAGGAGACGAGCUGCUACACGGGGGAAAAGGACCUGGGCAUAGAUACCAAGGAAAGCAUCACCGCCAUUCCGCUACUCUAUCUUACUCAACAGUUACUCAAGACGUCUUGUACCCAAACACUGGCUGCAUUCAAAGAGCUGUUUGUUCGUCCACCCAAGAUGCAGUGGCCGUACACCCAGCCACCACAACCGGUUACUGUGGAGCUGCUACUUAAGCUGCAGCGUCUGUUGAUCGGCAACUUCUUCAUGAGUGACGAUGGCGAGGAAAACCCAUGGUUUGUAGGUAAUGGUUCCGCCGCUGCUCCAUCCAAGAAGCAGAUAAGUGCAGCAUGCCUUCUGCGUAAGUACACCUCACUAGUGUGUGCCCAUGUCGCCGAGGUAUUGCCCGUUGCAUGCUCCUUGGCAGCGAAUGGACCUCGUUACUACGUGGCCGCUUCCCAGCUUGUGCAGGGAGAAUACACGGGCGUGCUGCUGCCCGAGCUCCUGGUCUGUGUUGUCCUGCUCCAGACGUCACUGCCAAUGGUUCUAGACACCGCUCAUAUUGUCCAGGCUCUGGCUGGCCUACUUGACCUUCUCGACAAGUUUAAUAAACUUGCCCCGGGUGUUACCAAGGAAGAUGAGGAGGAUCUCGCAUGGCCUGGUGGGAUAGGUAGCCCAACCCCAGCACGUCGAUACGGCGAGACUGGAAGCCUGACGUUGAUACGCCCCGAAGACCUUGAGAACCAUAACAAGGAGGGGGGCAUGUGGGUCGUUAUCCACGGCAAGGUCUACGACCUCAAGGACUUCAAGGAAGAGGCUCCGUGUGGGGAGUCGCUACUACAGAAGUAUGCAGGUGAGGCAAAAGCAUGUGACGCAACUAAGGCAUUCGAAGAAGCGAAUCAUUCGUAUGAGGCUCGCAUGAUGAUGCAGGAUCACCUUGUCGGUACAUUCGUAGAGCCCGAGCAGGAAUUCGCCUUAGACAGUGCGCUGACCGUAUCGUCACCUCUGAUCGACUCUGAACGAACCCUCGGCCUGCUUCUCGGCCUUUAUUCGCAUCAUCUCGUGCAAAGCAUGCCGGUAUCGCCCGAGGAAGAGGAGAAUGAUAAGUGGCUGUCAGCGGACUUCUUUGCUGGUGGCGUGGAGCCUGCUUUUGUAGAACAGGCAUACAAGAAAAGGAGCCGAGAUAAAGAUUCCAAAGAUGAGAAGAUCGAGCAGUUUACCCAGCCAACUUCCACAGGCGACCCAUGUAAGCCCUUCCUGCUGGCCCUGUCCGACACCAAGGUGGAGGAUCCCACCGCACUCAAGUUUCUCUCCAUAGUAGAGCGGUACUGCCGCCAAAAGCGACUUGUCCUGCCUAUCGAGUUUGCUGCGGAUCACCCUGUUGAGAAGGUUGGCAGACUGCUCAUGGUCUGCCUCAUGAAACACCAGGAUCUUGGAAGCACCGCUCUCAGCCUAGUUGACCAGCAGGACCACGCCCUCAAAUCCACCUCUCUACCAGACUUGUCCGGCCCAGGCCCAAGUCCCGGACUCACACCUAUCACCAUUAACAAGCCUUUGUCCGAGGUCCUCAAAGUGGUGCAUCAAGCCAAGUGCGCACUCAUCAAGGCGCGGCAGGAGUCGUCCCGGUCUUACGACGAGGUGUGCCUCCCGGCGCUAGAGCGCUGCCGCUUCCUUUUCAAUGUGCUUCGGCCCGCCGUCUCCACUGAUGCAGCUACCAUCAGUCGUAUGCACAUCCGUAACAUCACGACCAGGUGGAAACGCAUCGUGCGGCAAAUCAUCCGGGACAAACACAUGCAGCAGGGCUUGGAUAAAUCCACGGUUACAGAGAAGCGUGGCUCUACUGAAAUGGGUGCGGUUCCUGGCGAGAAAAUACAUUCAGCGGAAGAUGCUCACAAAGCUCUACAGAAAAAGGAGGCGGAUCUGCCGGCGCUCCGGACCACAUCCCUUACGAGUUUGCGUAAAGUGAAGUGGCUGAGAGAACGCCUCAUGUCUUCCUCUGCUGAGACAGUCCUCAUGAAGCACAUCAAGGAGUUCGUGCUAACGGAUGAGCCUAUAGACGUACAAAUGCUACACAAGUCCUUAGAGAACCAGGUUGAGCGUGCGCGGUGUCGACUGCAUGGUGCAGAAAGCCUUCUUUCUCUUGUGGCUAAAGACCAACUGAUCUCAUCUGUGCGCUACGCCAUCUUGUGCGGAUGGCAAGGACUUCUCUCUUCUCGAUCGUCACUAAGUGAGCCGGCAAAGCACUGUUUGGCUGAUAUCGAACUGGUGCCACCAUGUGACCGCGUGGUUUUGGAGACAACCUUUGCGAAGAUCAACACAUGGUCUAUCGACAUGCUGAGACAAGCCGUUUUCUACGCCAGCCAGGCUUUCGAGAAGGGCGAGGGAAGGUCCGACCCAGUGCCAGACCAGUACCGCGGGGGCUUGUCACUUGGUGCGCUACCGGUAGCUCGUUUCCUAUUGGCUGCCCUGGGUAUGCUGACCGCUGAUCACAGUGCUGGGGGCGUCAGCCUCGUUUUGAGCUCCGGAGUGUUAGGCUUGACCCAGACCAUCAUGCGCCUUGCUGGGCCGUGCGAUACUGGGGAGGAGGAAGAUGCAGCGCUUGCUGCAAUCAUUGAUGAGGGGAAGGCUGCUAAGAAGCGCCCAACUGUACCCCUGACGGGACCAGAGGUGGCUAAGAUGUUGAAGAUUGGAACCCGCGUGGUGCGAGGUCCUGACUGGAAAUGGGGAGACCAGGAUGGCCCGCCUCCGAGCGAAGGCCGGAUUAUCGGGGAGCUGGGAGAGGAUGGCUGGGCGCGUGUUCAGUGGGAGACAGGGAGCACUAACUCCUACCGCAUGGGCAAGGAGGGCAAGUACGACUUGAAGCUGGCAAGACCCCCUCCAAUACCGGAGAGUAGUGACGAGGAAGAGGAAGACAUGAAGGAUGACUCGAAGACAGAGAAGACUGAGAUCCAGGCAAGCCACCCUACUGCGCUCAUCCGCCGCUCCUGCAUCUGCUUGAUGCGAGCCCUGGCACUGACAUGCGGUCUUCAUGCGGACUCCAUCCAGACGAGUCAAGUGCGAACUGUCAGCACACUUUUGCAUAAGCUGGUAUCUGCAGGCACCAAAUGCACAGCUGGCGAAAGGUACGAGGCGGUCCUCUAUCAGCAGUACCGUGAUUGGGCCAAACUUGGGUUUGUGCGCAGUGUAGCAAUCACCCCAGCCAUGUGUAUGGCCCUCAGUACUCAACAGUGGGUGGACCUACUCCUGCGGAUGAUGAGUGGCACCCUGCCUAAUGAGGAUGUGCCUGCAGCAGUAUCAGCAAGUCACCUACCGAGACAGGUCUUGGCGCUGCGGUUGCUACGGACAGUGCUAUCGUCUUGGGAAAAGAGGAAAGACUUGGCAAGGAUGGAUGAUCUGGUGGAGAAGCUUUUUGCUUUGCUUGGAAAAGUUUUAAUGGCAUGCACUGGAACAUUACCAAUAUUACACAGUGCCGGCGAGAAAGGAAGGCGUGGUCGCAGAAAGCCGAAGGCCCCAGCUUCGAUCUCUGCAACCUACAGCAGUACAGUUGCCGAGGAAUUGGUAGCUCUACUGCGCAGACUCCACUCUCUUGAUGACUGGAACCAGCCCAUUAAUACCUUCAUCAGCCAGAGGCUUGGUGGCAUAGCCCUUAUGACGUCAUCGCCAGGAGAAAGUGAGGAAGGAGAGCCAGCACAGAUCCCUAGCGAAGCAUUUGAUGACCCCUCGGCCCAGGGCCCUGUGAUGGCCGUGCUUGCGGUCAUUGGUGGCGUCGACAGUCGGCCUCGUCUUGGUGGACUGGUAACCCAUAAGGAUUGGGGUCUGGGCACCGUUAGCCGUAUUGCGCCAAACGGUAAAGUUACCGUGCAGUCCAAAAACCACAGCAAGCCCAAGAUAUGUCCAAUCUCUCAGCUGAAAGCGGUGCCAGUAUUCCCAUUUUCAGUCGAAUAUCUGCCCAUGUCUGAGGCAGCAAUUGGGAUCUGGGCGUCGCUAGUCCGACUUGCCGGCACAGGAAGGCGCAAGACUGUCGAGCCUCCUGCUCAGGAUUUUGUGUUACCUACGCCCCCAGGAGAUGAGGAUUCCAACAGGACCAGACCCAACAGACCUGACACCAGCAAAGAAGAAGAUGUGGACACUGCAUUGCUUCGUCAGCAGCAGAUCAACCUUGGGCUUCUAAAAGCAGCACGUGUCCUCUUCAGCCGCCAAGAUAACCUGCGACAAAUCCUUACUCACCAGGGAGGGGAUGAGGCUGGUAAUACGUUUUCAUUGCACCAGUUAAUGACAGCAGCUAUCAAGCCGUCACCCAUCAAGUCCCUCUUUGACAGGGAAGAGCUUGAGGCUGCUGCUUUAGCCACUUGCCAGUUCCUUGCCACUGAGGCAACCAAGCCCGACGAGCACCCUAUUUCCCCACCCCCCGAGCCGGAACCCCCUAACGACAGCAACCAAGCCCCUCUGUCCGUCAAGCCUCAACCUAAGCAGCCCAAGCUGAGUAAGAAGGUGCGCGUCAAGAAGCAGGGCAGCUCACCUGUCACGCCUGCUGUACAGCAGCUGAUCGAGAUGGGCUUCCCUCGUCAGCACGUGGAGUACGCUCUCAAGGAGUUGAGAGAGGAAGAGGACCCUCGGCCAGAGUUAGUGGUCGCCUGGCUUCUAGACCACCCUGAGGUCUCGGUCCCUGAACUAACAGAACCAUCGUCAAGUGAUGACUCUUCAGAUAUCGAUGAUGGCGACGAGGAUGGAUGUACCGACCUGAGCUCGACGAGUGAUUCCGAUUCCAGCGCGAGCGACACCGAGGGCACUAGCCCUCCUACAGACUUUAAGGUUCGGAGUGACUUCUCCAGUAAUGACGAGUACGCGCGCUACGUACGUGACCAUAUACAGACGGGCAUGAUGGUGCGGUGCUGCCGGACGUACGAGGAGGUGCAUGAGGGUGAUAUAGGACGGGUCAUCAAGCUGGACCGUGAUGGUCUUCAUGACCUUAAUGUACAGGCCGACUGGCAGCGUAAAGGCGGGACAUACUGGGUGCGCUAUUCACAUGUAGAGCUUCUUGGCCACGAUUCAUAUGCUCAACGAGGCAUCAUCAAAGUGGGGGACCAGGUACGAGUCAAGACCACGGUGACCACGCCCAAGUACAAGUGGGGCUCUGUCAAUCAUAAUAGCAUCGGCACAGUAGUGUCCCUGAGCCCUAACGGCAAGGACGUCAAGGUGGACUUCCCUCAGCAAGCGAACUGGACCGGGCUUAUCACCGAGAUGGAGGUGGUACCACCCAGCCACCCAGGCGUCACCUGCGAUGGGUGUCAUACAUUCCCUAUAGAGGGCUCUCGCUUUAAAUGCAAGACUUGUCCCGACUUUGACUACUGCGAAAACUGCUUCCGUGUUCGCCGCAGCCAUCGACAUCCUUUCUACCGAUUCGAUGAGCCUGGAAGUAUCCCUGUUAACGCUGGCAAGCCAGGUCGCGGGCGCAGCAGGCCGUCUGUGGCACCUGCGUCUGGUGACGUCAUUAUGAAGGACUGGGGUCGAGUGGUUAAGAAUCUGACUGUGUCAUCACGCGAGAGCCAAGCCGCCAAGCUUUUUGAUGGCACAGAGUCCUACUGGCAGUCAUCAGGGCCACAGGGGAAGCACUGGAUACGCUUGGAGCUGUUUCCAGAUCUCCUGAUCCAUCGGCUGUGCAUGACCGUGGAUCCGUCAGACAGUAGCUACAUGCCGUCCCUGGUGGUCAUAUCAGGGGGAGACACCGUCUCACGUCUGAAGGAUAUAAAGACCGUUCACAUUGGGUCCAGUGACUCUCUUGUUACCCUUCUAGAAGAGGCACCGGAGGAGUACCGCUAUAUCGAAAUCAGCAUCAGGCAGUGUAAGAGCAGCGGCAUCGACUGUAAAGUCCAUGGCCUGACCAUCUCAGCGCGACCCAAAGCAGACGAAGACGACGUGGCCGCCAGCUUCUCCUUCUUGGCCCUUGACGAUGAUCAGGAUGCGGCCAGGCAGAGAAGGCUGUCCAGGAGAAAGCGCAGCGUGUCUGAUAGUGGCCAGGAAGGCCAGAUUAAAGUGUUUGUCUGGGGGUUGAACGAUAAGGAUCAGCUAGGAGGGCUCAAGGGCUCCAAGAUCAAGGUGCCCGUCCUGUCGGAGUUUAUAGGCGCGCUUAAGGUGCAACAAAUUGCCGGCGGCUCCAAGACCCUUUUUGCAGUAUCACACGACGGCAAAGUGUUUGCCUGUGGCGAGUCGACCAACGGGAGACUGGGCCUUGGGCCACUCUCGGCCAACGUGACGGUCCCGAGACAAAUUGAGACGCUCAGCUCAUUCAUGGUCAGGAAGGUGUCGGUGCACUCGGGAGGCAGACACGCGAUGGCGCUCACCAUUGAGGGCAAGCUCUUCUCGUGGGGAGAGGGCGAGGACGGCAAGCUUGGACAUGGCAAUAGAAUGAACUGCGACCAUCCAAAGCUCAUCGACACGUUCAAAAGCUCGUGUGUGCGGGACAUGUCGUGUGGGAGCUCGCAUAGCGCCGCGAUCCUGUCCAGCGGCGAGCUUUACACGUGGGGACUGGGCGAGUACGGAAGACUGGGGCAUGGGGACAACUACACGCAUCUUAAACCCAAAAAGGUCCAGUCAUUUACUAGCCAUCGCGUGAUUGACAUCGCAUGCGGGAGUCGUGACGCCCAAACACUCGCCUUGACUGAUGACGGCACUGUCUGGUCUUGGGGUGAUGGUGACUUCGGCAAGCUGGGUCGUGGCGGCAGCGAGGGGUGUAGUGUGCCAAACCCAGUCGAAAAGCUCCAGGGUCAGGGUGUGUGCAAGGUGGCGUGCGGAGCACAGUUUUCGCUCGCCCUUUCUACCUCGGGACUUGUUUGGACCUGGGGAAAGGGCGAUUAUUAUCGCCUCGGCCAUGGUAACGACACACACGUUCGCAAGCCACAGAUCGUAGAUGGGCUGCGAGGCAAGAAGAUCGUAGAUGUGGCGGUGGGUGCGCUGCACUGCCUGGCUGUCACAGAUUCGGGGCAGGUGUUCGCCUGGGGAGACAAUGAUCACGGCCAACAAGGCAACAACACAACAACAGUAAACCGGCGACCACAGCUUGUCAACGGCCUAGAAGGGCAAAAGAUAACCCGAGUAGCCUGUGGUUCAUCACACAGUAUUGCCUGGGCCGAGUCGGACCUGCCCACACCAGCAACCCAUGAGCCAGUGAUGUUCCCGGUAUCCCGUGACCCUUUAGGAGCGUCGUGCCUGGCUCCUGAGCCCACACAAUCUCCUUCUGCUACUAUCCUAGACACCAUCAGUAACAAUGACUUCAUCAGUGGCAAGCGCCACCGGCCUUCACUCGCUAAGAUCGUGUUAUCGUUGAACACAAACUGCGAGCGCCAGCAAGCACUUGGUCACAUCCUCACGGCACUGCAGAUUAUCUACGCACGAGAUGCCGUGGUAGGCGCCCUCAUGGACUCGCAGGCGUUCCUCGCAUCUGACCCGAAGGCCAGCCCGCGGGAUGACCCGACAGACGAGGCCGUGUCACUCGCCAGCGUACCAGAAGUGUCACUAGAUGACGUGACACUGACGGUGGAGAGUCACGCGUCACGCCAGGCAGUUGUGGAAGAUCUGGAUGAGUUUACCGCUGGACUCGGGCCUGAAGACGCGCGUUUGUUGGUUGAGCUGUUGAAGCUGGCAGUUGCGGGACGUGCUGGGGAACCGGGCCAAGAUGUCUUGUCACGUGUUCUGCGAAGUCUCGCUCAGGGACGCCCAGAGAUAGCAGAUAUGCUUCUUGAGCUGUGCAUCACCGAACUAGAAGACGUUACCACAGACAACUCCAUCGUACACUCCGCCUUCCAACCAGUUGUCCAAGAAAGCAGUCACCCCUACACCGACGACACAAACACCUCGGGUGUGGUCAAGGUCGCCGGUGCAGAAGGCCUGAGGGUAGAGUUUGACCGCCAAUGCUCGACCGAGCGCCGCCAUGACCCCCUGACAAUCAUGGACUCCACUGGCCGUAUCCUGUCACUCCGGUCAGGGCGUGAGUGGUCCGAGUGGGCUAGCGAACUGCGCGUGAGUGGAGACGAGCUGCGGUGGAAGUUCACUAGUGACAGCUCGGUGAAUGGGUGGGGCUGGAGGUUCACCGUGUACCCCAUCGCGCCGGCAGCAGCACCAUGCGAUGUUAUGUCAGACAGAGCCCUGCUCUUCAGGCCCUCUAUCGACCUUGUGCGCUGCUUGCUGGAUUUCCAACUCGAGACACUUUGUAGCCCGUCCCAGAUCCCUCGCCUUGCCGCGUCUCUUGGUGCGUGCGCACAGCUCAGCACGCUGUCCGCAUCCCAGCGUACGUGGGCUCUGCACCGUUUGCGAAAGCUGCUCCGGUCUGACGUGGGUCCUCCUCUCGACGUGCCGACGCUGUUGGGCUACAAUUUGAUGUACGACCAGCCGCCAAUCAGACUCAAGCACAUCGGACAGCAUCACAUGACCAGCGCGAUUUCUGGGUCGUCCCUUGGAAGCUUAGUGCGGGGACUUCCGGAGGCUCUUCAAAGACAGUACGAAUACGAGGAGCCACUCGUGCGUGGCGGGAAACACUUGAUGCACAGCGACUUUUUCAAGGUGAUGGUGGCACUUGCCUGUGACCUUGGCAUUGACCUGUUGCCAUGUUGUAUGGAUCGACACGAGUGGGCCUGGUUCCGACGCUUCUGUAUGGCAUCCCGCAUCGCCUCCUCGCUAGAGUCCAGGCUCCCUCUGCCCUAUAACUUCGUGCAGGAUGUGCGUGAGAAAAUCCUUGAGCUCAUUCCCGAGGAGUGUGGGGACGGGGAGGAAUAUGUCAGCCAUACCGUCUUUAAGCGGGAACAAGACGAACAGCUGUUGCUUUGGCUGAACCAACGACCCUCUGACUGGACAAUGACGUGGGGAGGGAGCGGUACCAUAUAUGGAUGGGGUCACAAUCAUAGAGGUCAGCUUGGAAGCCUGGAAGGUGCAAAGGUGAAGCUGCCACAGACUAUCGAGGCGCUUGCUUCCAUCAGGCCCGUCCAGAUAGUUGGUGGGGAGCAGACACUGUUUGCUGUCACAGCUGAAGGCAAGGUGUAUGCCACUGGGUAUGGUCAUGGAGGCCGCCUGGGACUGGGAGGUACAGAUACCGUCACGUCCAUCAAGAUGCUGGAGUCCUUGCAACACGUGGUGGUCCGUAAGGUGGCAGUACACUCAGGAGGGAAACAUGCCAUGGCGCUUAGCGCAGACGGUGACGUGUACUCCUGGGGCGAGGGAGAUGACGGCAAACUCGGCCAUGGUAACAGGAAUUCCUGCGAUCGCCCGCGUGUGAUUGAAGCUCUCCGUGGCAAGGGCGUCAUCGACAUCUCGUGCGGCGGCUCUCACUCCGCGUGCAUUACCCAGAAUCACGAGCUGUACACGUGGGGCAAAGGCCGCUAUGGUCGCCUUGGACACGGUGACAGCGAGGACCAGCUGCUGCCCAAAGUGGUAGAGGCGCUGCGUGGCAACCGGGUGAUUGACGUGGCGUGUGGUAGUGGAGAUGCACAGACUUUGUGUUUGACGGAUGAUGACUGUGUGUGGUCAUGGGGGGAUGGAGACUAUGGCAAGUUAGGGCGUGGCGGAAGCGAUGGGUGCAAGAUACCCAUGAAAGUGGAGUCGUUGAUCGGUCUUGGUGUCAGUAAAGUGGAGUGUGGUUCACAGUUCAGCGUCGCGCUCACCAGAUCUGGGGCCGUGUACACUUGGGGCAAGGGUGAUUAUUACCGUCUCGGUCAUGGCGUUGAUGACCAUGUGCGCAGACCUAAACGAGUUGCUGCACUCCAAGGGAAGAAGGUUAUCGCCAUAGCAACCGGCUCGCUCCACUGCGUAGCAUCGACAGACACGGGUGAGGUGUAUACAUGGGGCGACAACGAUGAGGGGCAACUUGGAGAUGGAACUACGAAUGCCAUAGCUCGACCACGCCUAGUCACCGCCUUACAGGGUAAGAAAAUCAGCCGUGUGGCGUGUGGUUCCGCCCAUACUAUCGCGUGGUCCACGUGCAAGCCCGUGAAUGCCGGUCGGCUACCGGACGAGGUGCCCAUGGAGUACAACCACCUUCAGCACAUUCCCCUCGCCGCAACAAGAAACAGGUUGAUCCUGUUACACGAGUUCUCUGAGCUGUUCUGCACAUCCGUCACUCUGUUUGACCUUGACCCUGGCCAUGAGGAGACCCUGGAUUACGGACCUCUUGUGGGGCUCGAUACCCUCCGGGGCGUGCUCAUACCCAGCAAUAAGGAAACAGCGUUCCGCAAGGUAGUACAAACAACGAUGGUACGGGACCGGCAGCACGGGCCAGUAAUCGAGCUCAACCGCAUUCAGGUAAAGAAAUACCGGUCCAAAGGCGGCCUGGCCGGACCGGACGGGCUCAAGUCCGUAUUCGGACAGGCAUGUGACAAGAUGAGUAAUUUUGGGCCUGAAAGUCUGUUUCUUCCCCACCGUGUCUGGAAGGUAAAGUUCAUCGGCGAGAGCGUUGAUGACUGUGGCGGAGGCUACUCCGAGUCUAUUGCCGAGAUGUGCGACGAGUUGCAGAAUGGAUCCCUCCCUCUGCUCAUCGUUACACCCAAUGGCCGCGAGGAGUCUGGGGCCAAUCGAGAUUGCUUUAUCCUCAACCCUGACGCUACCAGCGCGGUGCAUCUUGGGAUGUUUCGCUUUCUUGGAAUGCUUAUUGGGAUAGCCAUACGCACAGGUAGCCCACUCAGUCUGAACCUGGCCGAACCCACGUGGAAGCAGCUGGCGGGGAUGACCUUGACCGUCACGGAUCUCGCCGAAAUCGACAAGGACUACGUCCCCGGGUUAAUGUGCAUUCGGGACAUGGACGCCGCUGCUCUGGAGGCAAUGGACAUGCCCUUUAGUACGCCGAGCGCUAGCGGGCGCGAGAUGAGGCUUCACGCCAAGAUGAAGACCAUCUGCCAGGAGAACCGAGAAGAGUAUGUGCGGCUUGCCCUUAACCACCGACUUCACGAAUUUGAUCAACAGUGUUCCGCUGUCCGUGAAGGCAUGGGGCGAGUAGUCCCGGUCCCUUUUCUCUCUUUGUUUACCGGUCCUGAGCUGGAGACGAUGGUAUGCGGAAGCCCCGACAUCCCCCUGGACCUCCUCAAGUCCGUGGUCACGUACAAGGGCAUUGACGGCAACGCGCCGCUGGUGCGCUGGUUCUGGGACACCUUGGAGAGCUUCUCGAAUGCUGAGCGCUCGCUGUUCCUGCGCUUCGUGUGGGGCCGUACCCGCUUGCCGAGAACCAUCGCCGACUUUCGCGGGCGGGACUUUGUGUUCCAGGUGCUGGAUAAGUACAACCCUCCCGAUCACUACCUGCCCGAGUCCUACACUUGCUUCUUCCUGCUCAAGAUGCCGCGCUACUCGAGCCACCGCAUCCUAUGUGAGAAGCUUAAAUACGCCGUGCACUUUUGCAAGUCCAUUGACUCGGAUGACUACGCGCGCAUCGACCUCACCGGGGAGCAAGCCGAGGCAUUCGACGACGUGGAUGCAUUUUAGUGUAACGCCAACAAUUGCGUCAUUUGAAUUGCGUGACGUGAAUGGAUUUAGAAGGACGUAAUGCGUCAUACAAUCACGUCAUUUGGGUUGCGUGACUGAUAAAUCUGAGAGAAACGCCAUACGAUUACGUCAUCUGAGUUGCUUGACGUGAUGAACUCGAGAGCGACGCCAUACGAUUACCUCAUUUGAGUUUCGUGUCGUGGAUGCAUUUUAGAGUCCGGGUUAUGAGUUACAUUUCAGGCGUCAUACAAUUACGUCAUCUGAGAUAGGUUACCCCACCUUUUGUCGGCAAAGAGAGGUUUUGGCUGUGAGGGGCUCGGUCAUCCGGGCAUUUGCCUCUGUGAAGCUGCACGGCCCACUCCCCCUCGUCCAUCGGCUAUGGAGCUGGUGCCGUUCAAAGUACUAUUCACGAUACCCAAUUGCACAAGUACGUGCGGUAAAGGAUUUGGGUGGGAUGAUUUUGUAACUCUUUCACGAUAUUUAAUUGCACAAGUACGUGCGAUGAAGGAUUUGGGUGGGAUGGAUUUUGUAACUCGUCCUUUGUGCCUCUAGAUAUUGAUGUUUUAGGCGUGUGUGAGUGUAUUUUGUCGUGUUGUCGGUGUGUUGGCUCGAGUAUAAGCCAGCACCGUAACUGUUUCUUGGCCAAAGUUCAAAUAGCCGACAAAGGUUUAAUUUAACAGAAAAUGAGAGCUGGCGUACCUUGCCACCCGCUUGCCUUUUGAAGUAAAUAAAAGUGAACUUGCAAAUAA